Lates calcarifer (barramundi perch) is the source of this 3309-nucleotide messenger RNA. RefSeq names its product sortilin. Bases 508 to 2988 code for a protein of 826 amino acids. Gene Ontology annotation, cellular component: Golgi apparatus; membrane. Gene Ontology annotation, molecular function: protein binding. The transcript has 21 exons. Gene Ontology annotation, biological process: vesicle organization; endocytosis; Golgi to endosome transport. The record is from RefSeq and is a predicted model, not a curated record. Lineage: Eukaryota; Metazoa; Chordata; Actinopteri; Centropomidae.
GUUCAGUUGUGCCCACUACAGAUGAAACUAGAGAAGGAUUCUGUUUUGCUGCAAUCACGCGUCUUCCCUUCUGCAGAAGUAGCAAAAACUUCUCCAUUCUGGCUUUUGCGCAUCAUUUCUCUGCAUUUCCUAAUUCCAUUUUUUUUUUUUGCAACACGCGAACGCAUCGCAAUUAACCUAUUGCAAUUAGUCACACUGAAUUCAAUUGCUUACCUCCCUUGUACCGGUUACAAGUGGCCACAAGGUGCGUUUCCAUCAAACGCUCGUGAAAUGUAAAUCCUCCCUGCAGCACCUGGAUGCGGGCAGAAACACCUGCUGGCGGAGGACGCACCACCUCACACAGCACUUUUUAUGUUAAUGACCCGUGCAAGCGCUUCCCACCCCCACUUGCCUUUAGAGCGCAAGAUUAGGGUAUGAACUGAGUCAGUAUCGACAGGCAUCUCCGUCACUGGUGUUUUUUAAUUAUUAUUUUUUCUGGUGAGGGUCUCCUUAUUUCUCGCAUUGGAUAUGAUCUGGAGACUCGUGGUCCUCGGCGGGGUGUGCGUCUGUCUUCUGGCCGCCGAAGGCAAGAGCCGCGGGGGGAGGACGGUGACUUUCCGCCGGACUCAGCGGGAUGAGAGCCAGGGCCAAGUGCGCGCACGCCCCAGAAGAGAAACCAGCGGCUCGUCAGGCACAUCCAAGCUUUCUCACGGUCCUGCCUUCACGUCCUGCCGGCUCCCCCUCACCCCGACCGAACACAAAGUUCUGGAUGACAACACGCACGAGACAGGGUUUAAUGGUGAUGACGGCUCCUAUGUAAUCCUCACAUGGGUGGGCGAUGGUACAGGAGUGAUCCUGGUGCUGUCUACGAUCAGCACUCCUCUCGAUUCUUUUCUAGAAGGAGGCUCCUCUCGUCUUUACAGGAGUACGGAUUACGGAAAGUCGUUCCAUGACAUUUCCCAACGCAUCAACAACACUUUCAUACGGGAGGAGUUUGGAGUCAGUGUCGGACCGGGGAGCUCUGUGAUAUUGACAGCGGACACGGCGGUGGUGGACAACCCAGGAGGGAUCAUCUUCACCUCCACAGAUGCCGGCGCGACCUUCAAGUUCAUCCAGCUGCCCUUCCACUUGGCUCAGCCAAUCACGUACCACUUCCUCAACCAUGACUACCUCGUGGCUCUCAGCAUUGAUGGCGGUCUGUGGCUCUCUCUGGACUUUGGUGCCAAGUGGACAAAAGUUCACGAUGGAGUACAUUCUUUCUCAUGGGGGGCUGGCGUCAAUUUGUUUUUCAGCUGCAGUCGAGUAGACACAGUUGAGGCAGACGAGAGAGGAGACUUAGUGCUGAAGAGGACUAAGGAUCUGGGAAAGACCUUCACCACGAUCCAUGAGGACAUCUUCAGUUUUGGCUACAUAGGAGCCUUUCUCUUCUUCUCUGUCAUGGAAGACUCAAGAUCCCCUCGUGUCAUGUACUUCUCAUCCGACCAGGGAGAUACCUUCAGUCGAGCACUGCUGCCCUCUGCUUCCACUGAGCAGUUCUACUCCAUCCUGGAUGGAGAUGAGGACAUGCUCUUCAUGCAUGUGGACAACCCAGGAGACACCUACUUUGGGACUAUGUAUACAUCAGAUGACCGCGGGAUCUUGUUCUCCAAAUCUCUGGAGCGCCACCUGUUUGACGGGCAUAGGAAGAGCGACUUCACCAACAUCACCUCACUGAGGGGGGUGUACCUCACCAAUAAACUGGACAAGGACGGUCGCAUAAGAUCUGUCAUUUCCUUUAACAGAGGAGGGAUGUGGCGACAGCUAAAUAAACCAGAGAACGUGGACUGCACAGAGCAAACUAAGAACUGCAACCUUCAUAUUCAUGGAGAACACAGUCGGAACAACCGAAUAGUUCCCAUGCUUGCUCUGUCUGAGCCGACUGCUAUCGGCCUGGUCAUCGCCCAUGGAACUGUGGGCGAUUCUCUGUCCUCAUCGCAGCACCCAGAUGUGUUUGUGUCCUCAGACGGGGGUUAUAACUGGAGGGGGACACUGAGGGGCCCCCACCACUACAGCAUACUGGACUCUGGUGGUCUCAUUGUGGCUGUGGAGGCUCAGCGUGAAGGACAAGUCAAGACUAUCAAGUUUUCCACAGAUGAGGGCCAGUGCUGGAAGUCGUAUAACUUCACAGAGCAGCCGUUCUUCUUCGCUGGCCUGGCGUCUGAGCCGGGCACCAAGGCUAUGAACGUCAGCGUGUGGGGCUUCCGGCCCGAGGAAGACGGCCAGCCCAUGUGGGUGGCUGUCACCAUUGACUUUCAGAGUCUCAUUACCAGAGAGUGUAACGACCAGGACUAUGAAGAGUGGUUGGCUCAUUCUAUAGAGGGAGAAGACUCAGAGAGAAACGGUUGUAUCCUGGGCAUCAAGGAGACUUACAGGAGGCUAAAGAAACAAUCUGUGUGCAGGAAUGGGAAAAGCUUUGUGGUGAGCAAGAAGCAAAGCCCCUGCUUGUGCACCAGAGAAGAUUACUUAUGUGACUAUGGCUACUAUCGCCAUGUGAACACUUCAGAGUGUGUGCGACAGCCCAACGCUGCAAACAAAACUUUGGAGAUCUGUUUGAACGGGGAGGAGGAUGAGCUACUGACGGCAGGGUAUCGGAAGGUCCCGAGUGAUAAGUGUGAGGGGGGGUUCACUCCUCAGCAUGCAGUACAGACAGUCAUCAGACCCUGUGGUGUGAAACCCAGCCCUGGCCCACCUGCCAGGUCAUCGUCUCCAGAGACACACUUUGACACACCGAGAGAGAGGCUGGUGUUGAUCCUGGUGUGUGCAGGAGCAGGGGUCAUCGUCCUGGUAGCCAUCAUUUCCGCUCUCCUUGCUGUCAAGCGAGUGGUUUAUAGAAACAGGACACCCGCGUAUCGUUUCUCCAACCUCCGGAUACAGGAUGAUGAGAACGGCAUGACAGCAGAUCUUGAGAGCGCCACCAGCAGCAAUGGCACAGUCUGCCAACCAGACUCAGACGAUGAUCUUAUUGAAUGACACAUGACACAUUUUAAUGGAUAUAAUAGAUGUUCAUGAUUGAAACCAGCUGUGCUGAAAAAGACUGCUCUCUGCCUAUUGUUGGACUGAUCCCUCAUAUUUGGUUGGGAGCGACAUUUGUGCCAAGUUCUGAGGAUUUGAAUGACAAGCAUUAAUUUAUUGAGCUUACUUCAUUUCAUUGCUUUGCUUACUCUUUGAUUUGUACAGUAUUUUUUAUUAUUUUACUCUGUUUUGCACCACCUUUUUACUUCUGUUUAAUGUGAAAACAAACAAGACAAUCCUUAAAAUUUGCAUUUGUGAAAAAUAAAUUAUUGCAUAUCA